Messenger RNA from Callorhinus ursinus (northern fur seal), 2756 nucleotides. RefSeq names its product solute carrier family 39 member 11 (gene SLC39A11). Lineage: Eukaryota; Metazoa; Chordata; Mammalia; Carnivora; Otariidae. Gene Ontology annotation, biological process: zinc ion transmembrane transport. The record is from RefSeq and is a predicted model, not a curated record. Gene Ontology annotation, cellular component: membrane. Gene Ontology annotation, molecular function: zinc ion transmembrane transporter activity.
AGGAAGUGACUUCGGGAGUGGAGCCGGCUGAGCCAGCGGCAGCGGGGCUGAUGGAAGUGGAGUGGGGGCUUGAGAGGGCACCGUACCGUAUCCAGCAUGCUCCAAGGCCACAGCUCUGUGUUCCAGGCGCUGCUGGGGACUUUCUUCACAUGGGGGCUGACGGCAGCUGGGGCAGCUCUCGUGUUCGUAUUCUCUAGUGGACAGAGGCGGAUCUUGGAUGGAAGUCUUGGCUUUGCUGCAGGGGUCAUGUUAGCAGCUUCCUAUUGGUCUCUCCUGGCCCCAGCCGUUGAGAUGGCCACGUCCUCUGGGGGCUUUGGUGCCUUUGCCUUCUUCCCCGUGGCCAUUGGCUUCACCCUCGGAGCUGCUUUUGUCUACCUGGCUGACCUCCUGAUGCCUCACCUGGGUGCCGCAGAAGACCCCCCGACGGCCCUGGCACUGAACUUCGCCCCUGCAUCGAUGAAGAAGUCUGACACUGAGGGUCCCAGGCUGCUCUUCCCAGAGAGUGAACUUUCCAUCCGGAUAGGUAGAGCUGGGCUUAUUUCAGACAAGAGCGAGAACGGCGAGGCCUAUCAGAGGAAGAAGGCGGUGGCCACGGGCCUUGCCGAGGGCCCUGCCGCCCCAGUGCCUCCUCGAGGGAACCCGGCGCAGCCUGGAAGCAGCAGCUGGAGGAGGAUCACCCUGCUCAUCUUGGCCAUCACCAUCCACAACAUUCCAGAGGGACUUGCUGUCGGCGUUGGAUUUGGGGCUGUAGAAAAGACGGCAUCAGCCACCUUCGAGAGUGCCAGGAAUUUAGCCAUUGGAAUCGGGAUCCAGAAUUUCCCAGAGGGCCUGGCUGUCAGCCUCCCCUUGCGAGGGGCUGGCUUCUCCCCCUGGAGAGCCUUCUGGUACGGGCAGCUGAGCGGCAUGGUGGAGCCACUGGCCGGGGUCUUGGGCGCCUUUGCCGUGGUGCUGGCUGAGCCCCUCCUGCCCUACGCCCUAGCCUUUGCUGCUGGCGCCAUGGUCUAUGUGGUCAUGGACGACAUCAUCCCGGAGGCUCAGAUCAGUGGUAACGGGAAACUGGCCUCCUGGGCCUCCAUCCUGGGAUUCGUGGUGAUGAUGUCCCUUGAUGUUGGCCUGGGCUAGUGCUGAGAUGCUUCGGACCCCAGGAAAAAUGGCACCAGGAAACUGCAAUGGUUGGCUUCAAUGGGACCACAAGCCUCUUCCUUUACAUUAAAACACUUUUCCUUUCUCUCCUUUUCAUCUCAUUAUCCUGAUUGACUCUGAUUAUAGUAAGACAGUUUUUACUCUUCUUUGGAGGGAGAUCUUGGUUUCACUUAGAAUGUCAAGGUGUCACGGAACUCCAUAUUUUUGUUUGGCCACUGCAUAGAAUCUUUCUUUGGCGGUAUUACCAAGGACGCCCAGAUCAGGGAAGUCUCUGCUGUCAUACUUUCAGUCUCCCUCACUGGGCUCAGUGGCAGCUUCUCAAGGUCCCCGCCUGCAGGAGCAAGCUACCAAGAGAGAAGCCUCCUAAGCAUUUUUGCCUCAUGACUCAGAGCGGAAUGGCCAGGACAUCUCUCAUCUGUCCCUCCUGAUCGUUCACCAUUGAUCAUGUGCCCAUGAGACGGGAACCGGAACGUCACGGUCAUAGCAACCCACUCUCCAUGGUCCAGCCAGCCCAAGAGAACAUGCCUUCCUCUGCAUCCCCCGAGGGAGAUGCUGUAUGGGAGGGGACACAGACAAAGGGAAGGAAAUAGGUUAGUCUUUCUCUUUCUUUCUUUUUUAAUUUUUUUUAAGGCAAAAUUGACACUAUUGAUGUUAAGGGAAUUAGGGAAUUCAGACAACUAUGAACACAGAGUGUGAAUGCAGCUUUGAUUAGAGACCUCUGCACUCUAUGGAUCCCAGAGCAAAGGGGUUUGUCAUGGUGUCCAAAUCCCCUAGACAUUUAUUUUGAUAAAUUUAUAGCCUUCAGUUUUCCAAGAGACUUGGGGACACCAGCGGACAGUUGGAACUCAAAUCCUCGUGUAGUUAUGGAGGGAGCCACUUAAGCUAACCUAAGUGAGAGAAAGACAUUUGGAAUCUGCAAUAGGUCCUUCCCUGUUGACCAUGUGACUUGUAACCUGACCUUGAACCCUUAGGCUAUCGCAGGCUUUGCUGGAGUUUGGCCAGAGAGCUUAGGAUGAAGAAGGAAGAAGGCAUAGGAAGAAAAAGAGAGAUUUUCUUUUUUACAUUCCCCUUGUAGGGUAAAUCUUAGCCAAGUCAUCAUCCUGAAAUGAUUCUGAAGGAUGACUUGAAGUAGACUAGAAGCCAAUCUGCUCUUUCCUACACAUAGUUUCUCCAAUAGGGUGAUAUAAUUUGUCUGCUUCAAACAGAGCUAAGUAAGGCCUGCCGUCCUCAUUGGUCAAAGGAGUAUGUGGGACCUUGAGUGGGCUCUGCCAUUAAGGCAGGCAGCCCAAGACCCAGGCAUUCAGGUGUUGUGUUUAUCAAUGCCCGCCCUCUGAGUUUACACGUUGAAUUGCUUCCAAGGGUGAAUACCCUGCUCUGUGAAUGCUCUGACACCUCAAAAGCCAACCUUAUGCUGGGUCUAUGUAUGUUCUUCUGGAGCACUGAUGAUCAAAAUGGAAGACAUUCAGGGGUUUUGAUUGAAGUUAAUGGGUUUGGUGGUUGGUGUAUGUGUAUUUGUAUGUCUUUGUAUGUAGUUCUACAUAAUGCAAACUUUCUGAUGGACAAGACCUCAUAACUGUGAUUAAUAUCAAUAAAGGGGAUAUUAUUGUGAAUGA